Messenger RNA from Nematostella vectensis (starlet sea anemone), 1463 nucleotides. RefSeq lists its product as uncharacterized. The record is from RefSeq and is a predicted model, not a curated record. Lineage: Eukaryota; Metazoa; Cnidaria; Anthozoa; Actiniaria; Edwardsiidae. The transcript has a single exon. Bases 43 to 936 code for a protein of 297 amino acids.
AUAAAAUUCAGUGCACACAAACAAACUUUUCACAUAACAGCAAUGGAGGGCACAUGUGCAAUCACACGAGGUGUUUUGACCGUAGUUCUCAUUCUAGCCUUCCUUGUGAUGCUAGCUAUUAACGUGUUAGUCCCGCCGAGUAUGAGGCCAGCUUUUCUUGACCCUCUGUACGGAAACAACCUCACUACUAGCGAUAUAUCUGACAUUUACGAGUCAGAUAUUAACCCGGCUAGCUGGGCCUUCUCUAUCUGGGGUGUCAUCUAUACGUGGCAAGUUCUAAUGAUCAUUUACGUCACAAGUUUGAUCUGCAGAAAGCAUGUGCCUAAUGUUCUCAACUGCACCUUUCUCGGACUAUACAUCUUGAGCUGUUUUUUCAACGGGACUUGGAUCGUAAUAUGGCAGCGACUGCAUUUAUCGGCUGCUUCAGGCGUCCUCUUCGCGAUCUGCUUCAUACUCUACGCAACUCUUUUUGUGUCCUACUACCGACUCAAUAAGUUCGCCAACAGCAAGUUCCCCAAGUUUGACUUCUGGUGCAUCCAAGUUUUGGUCCACAACGGUAUCGCCUUCUACGCCACAUGGUGUACGGUAGCUUCACUGCUUAAUAUGACUUCCGCUGUAACUUACGUCCAUGGCGUCGCCAGAGCCACUGCCGGCACAAUCGCUCUCUCUAUCCUUGCUGCAGAGAUCAUCGUCUGGUUCAUUGUGGAAAACUUCGUACUGGAGCGUUUCCUGCGUUACACGAUCAGUCAGUACCCGGUUCUCAUCUUGGCCCUGACCGCCAUUCUGUAUAGUCACUGGAAACCAGGCAAUGCGAACGCGAUCUUGACGCUCGUUCUCCUGUGUGUGGUAUGUGUGCUUUACGUGCUCAGGCUGGUCAGAGUUGCCCUAAAGAUCAAGGGUGAAUGGCACAAUCGCUCAGAGGAUUUAAAGGCUUGAACUAUGGACUAAGCCUGUCUAUUCGAUUUGAUAUUUUUUAUUUUUCAUUUGCGGGGAUGUAAACCGAAGGAGAGGUACAUAUUUUUAUAAGAAUGUCUGAUUUUCGGUUUGAGGCUAGGCCGUUCAGCUCAAGCUGGACGUUCUUAUAAAAAAAUGGUCCUUAUAAAAGAAGAGUGUAAUAGAAUAGAACUCUAGGUCCCUUACAACCUAAGCUAUAUCUUGCUGUACAUCUCUUAAAAUGCCAAGCAAACUGUGGCAUUGGUAAAUCUUAGAUCCGCUCCUGAAAUGGGUAGCAAAUAGCCCCAAUAAUGUUUUUAAGGAGAUUCGAUAUAGUUUCCCGAAUUCCCAACCAUAUAUCCUGUAAAUCACAACUGUAAAUCAUGCUAGAAGAUCGGAUCAUCCACAGGCUCCCCAAGCUAAUGUUGUAUUUUACGUGUUUCAUUCAUAGUUAUUGUGAAUAUAUGGUGCAUUACAAUAAAAACAAAAUGGGAAGAAAAAUAUAAUAAAAUACAUUCAAACUUUUCUUA